Molecule: messenger RNA, 1066 nt
Organism: Hevea brasiliensis (rubber tree)
Lineage: Eukaryota; Viridiplantae; Streptophyta; Magnoliopsida; Malpighiales; Euphorbiaceae
Exons: 1
Coding region: 146-880 (244 amino acids)
Source: RefSeq, a predicted model, not a curated record
UAGGCUCGUAGUAUUGGGUCUCUUAGCCCAUAUCUCUAAAUGAAAAUGGGCUUUUCUGGGUUGGGUCUGUUUGUGUGAUUUGGGAUCAAUCAAAGAGAUAGAGAAAUAGAAAUCCAUUCAAACUCGUUUAUAUGUAACCGAGCCCAUGUUUCAGCACUUAACAAUUCAUUUCUCGAGAUCGGAGCCGUUAAAAAUUUUAAAAAAUAAAAAAGAAAACCAGCUUUCAACUCAAUGCCCGUUAACCUCUGCUCCAUCUCUCUGUCUCUUUCGCCUGUCACCAAUGGCAGAUUACGACACGCACCACCAGCAUCACCAGGGCGGCGGCCACCACCACCACCACCAAACGAUCCCAAAAGAAACAGCUCUCCAAGCCCUAAACACUAUAAUCCAACUCCAUUUUGAGAAGACCCUGGAAAAGAAAAAAGCAAUAGACCUCCAAAAGAAAGAGCUCCACAAGCUCUUCCUUCUUUUCUUCAUCUUCCUCUCUCUAGUCUUCAUGGGCGUGGCUCAGCCUAGUCGCCUUCAGUGCUGCCACUGCUGGGCCCCGAUAACCUUUCUCUCUUUGGCCCACCUCAUCUUCUAUGUCUCUGUGGCUCAAACUCUUCGGUGCAUCAAUGGUUUCAAGUACCAAAGACGGUGCCACAAGCUGACCCUUGGAUUGGCGACUGAGAAGCUAAGGGAAUUUAAGAUGAGAAUUGCUAGUGGUAGUAGUGAGUGUGGUGAGGUGGUUGGUGAUGAAGGUGAGCUUCAGAUUCAUUACCAAGAACCACCAGAGAGUUACUUUGGUAAGUUCAAGAGGAACUGGGCUUUACAUUUUGGGUUCUUGAUCUUGAUAUAUGGGUUCAUGGUAUCUUCUUCUGUUGUUCUUCUUUGUUAUUGAUGGAUUAGUGUGUGUUGAAGUUUUUGAUGUAAGAAUUUCUUCUUGAUUAGAUUAAAUUCCAGUGUGGAAUUAGUUAUUCAAUGAUUUGGGUAUGUGAAUCUGAACUGGUAGAUUAAUUUCUUGAUAAAAUCUUGUAUGGGUUUCUCUCAGAAAGUUGAAUGGAAUGAAAAGUAGUAAAAUUGUAGA